This is a messenger RNA of Ylistrum balloti, 399 nucleotides long. RefSeq names its product protein sll1483-like. Gene Ontology annotation, biological process: extracellular matrix organization; cell adhesion. The record is from RefSeq and is a predicted model, not a curated record. The transcript has 2 exons. Gene Ontology annotation, cellular component: extracellular matrix. Lineage: Eukaryota; Metazoa; Mollusca; Bivalvia; Pectinida; Pectinidae. The coding region runs from base 19 to 399 and encodes 126 amino acids. Gene Ontology annotation, molecular function: cell adhesion molecule binding.
CGGCAGCUCCGUCUCAACAUGAAGGUCCUAGCAGCUAUCUCUCUCCUCUGCGUUCUCUCCUUAGGGUAUUGCCAGCAGGGCAAUUUGGUGGAACUUGCUGAACAGCUUGGCGCCAAGACUCUGGUAGCCCUGGUCAAGGAGGCUGGUCUCGCGGACACUCUUGCCACUGGAGGUCCAUUCACCGUGUUUGGUCCCACCGACGAGGCCUUCACCAAACUGCCACGUUUCAUUGUUGAACACCUGAGGAAGAACAAGACAGCUCUACAGGAUGUCCUCAAGUACCACGUGGUCAGUGGAAAGGUUUACUCCUCUCAGCUCUCUAACGAACUUCAGGCAGCUUCCUUGUUGAGUCCUGCCAAGAUCAGGAUCAAUAUAUACGGCAAGGUAGGAUAUUGGUGA